AGUGUACAUAUUCCAUAGUUGUCCAUAAUGUCUGCAGUUAACAAGAUCUUAGCUGAAAAGCCAACUGAAUUAGAAUUGAAAGUCGCCCAAGCUUUCGUUGACUUGGAAGCCCAAGCUGACCUCAAGGCUGACUUGAGACCAUUACAAUUCAAGUCCAUCAAGGAAAUUGAUGUUAACGGUGGUAAGAAGGCUCUCGCUGUUUUCGUUCCUCCACCUUCAUUACAAGCUUACAGAAAGGUCCAAACCCGUUUGACUAGAGAAUUGGAAAAGAAGUUCCCAGACAGACACGUUGUUUUCUUGGCUGAACGUAGAAUCUUGCCAAAGCCAUCCCGUAAGGCUAGAAAGCAACAAAAGAGACCAAGAUCUAGAACUUUAACUGCUGUUCACGACAAGAUCUUAGAAGACUUGGUUUUCCCAACUGAAAUCAUUGGUAAGAGAGUUAGAUACUUAGUUGGUGGUAACAAGAUCCAAAAGGUUUUAUUAGACUCCAAGGACUCCACUGCUGUUGACUACAAAUUGGACUCUUUCCAACAAUUAUACUCUAAGUUGACUGGUAAGCAAGUUGUUUUCGAAAUCCCAGGUGAAACUUAUUAAAUUGUAUAUUAGUUGUCCAUCCAUCCUACACAGAAUCAUCCACCAUAACAAUUCCAAUUUAUAGCACAGUUUGGUACUAGGUAUCGAAUAAAAGGUUAAUACAG
Messenger RNA from Spathaspora passalidarum NRRL Y-27907, 698 nucleotides. RefSeq names its product 40S ribosomal protein eS7 (gene RPS7A). The transcript has a single exon. The coding region runs from base 28 to 594 and encodes 188 amino acids. Gene Ontology annotation, biological process: translation; ribosomal small subunit biogenesis; rRNA processing. The record is from RefSeq and is a predicted model, not a curated record. Gene Ontology annotation, molecular function: structural constituent of ribosome. Gene Ontology annotation, cellular component: 90S preribosome; cytosolic small ribosomal subunit; small-subunit processome. NCBI's taxonomy places the organism in Eukaryota, Fungi, Ascomycota, Pichiomycetes, Serinales, Debaryomycetaceae.